This is a messenger RNA of Hippoglossus stenolepis (Pacific halibut), 2487 nucleotides long. RefSeq names its product forkhead box I3b (gene foxi3b). Gene Ontology annotation, molecular function: DNA-binding transcription factor activity, RNA polymerase II-specific; RNA polymerase II cis-regulatory region sequence-specific DNA binding. Gene Ontology annotation, biological process: cell differentiation; regulation of transcription by RNA polymerase II; anatomical structure morphogenesis. The transcript is spliced from 2 exons. The record is from RefSeq and is a predicted model, not a curated record. NCBI's taxonomy places the organism in Eukaryota, Metazoa, Chordata, Actinopteri, Pleuronectiformes, Pleuronectidae. The coding region runs from base 590 to 1768 and encodes 392 amino acids.
AUUUAUCAUAAUUGUUUUAACUAGAUAAAUAAAAGAAGGAAAGACUGGACAGGUUGUGCACCUUUAUGGAGACUAAUCUGUAUCUACAUUAUAGCAGGGCUGACAUGAAAAAAGGGAAAAAGCAAUUCAACUAUACUCUUUUAUUUUUCUUUGGAAAAAGUCCAAACCUACAGCCUCCAUUUACAGUACACCGACUAGUAAUUAUUAAUAAUGUUUGAGUAACAGCAUGUUGUGGAAAAUAAUUUGAUUGUGGCUGAAAAAACCUGUGGAGUGACUGAAGUAGCUGACACAGGGGAAAAACUGAGAGAGCUCACCUGAGAGAGCAGCCAAUCAAAAGAGAUGGGGCGUUUCCAGGGAAACAGAUAAAGCCGGUGUGACAGGUGACAUCUUGACAUAAACCAAGGGCAAACAGACAAGCAAGGGCUGGGGAAGAUAAGUCUACCACUGGGAAGCUUUCAGAGCAUUACUUGGAUCAACUCACAUUCAAAUACUCACAGAGGACUGAACAAGGAACUCUCAGGGGCCACAAAAUCAGUUUGAUAUCAAAAGGAAGAACAUCUGCAGCAGAAGGGUGAGAAAGAACUUGACAAUGUCUUCAUUUGAAGCCCAGGGCCAGUCUCCUCCUCGGUGUGGCCCUCAGUUCCCCAGCCUCGGACAGGAGCCCCCUGAGCUCAGCAUGUACAGCGACUGUUACUACCCUCCUCCGUCACUGCCGAGUCCUCAGCGCACCACUCCGACCUCCUACGACCUGAGCGACUACGCCACCUCCACCCCGAACCCUUACCUCUGGUUCAACGGCUCCGGGAUCAACACGCCGCCAUACCUGGCCACCGCCGGCCCGUCCGGUAACCCCGGCCCCCCCUUUGUGCCUCAGCACUACGGCAUGCAGAGGCCUUACCUGGGUCCGGCCGGAGCUGGGGGCCCAGGAGGGGAGCUGAGCUGGUUCUCUCUGCCCUCACAAGAAGACCUGAUGAAGCUGGUCAGGCCCCCGUACUCCUACUCGGCUCUCAUUGCCAUGGCCAUCCACGGAGCGCCCGACAGGAGACUGACACUGAGUCAGAUUUACCAGUAUGUCGCAGACAAUUUCCCUUUCUACAACAAGAGUAAAGCAGGCUGGCAGAACUCCAUCAGACACAACCUGUCACUCAAUGACUGCUUCAAAAAAGUACCCCGGGACGAGGAUGAUCCAGGAAAGGGCAACUACUGGACGCUUGACCCAAACUGUGAAAAGAUGUUUGACAACGGAAACUUCCGCCGCAAGAGGAAGAGAAAGUCUGACAUCCUCCCUGGAGGUGAAGGCAGUUCGGGGGCUCCAGAGUCAGGCGACAGUGAGAGGGGCAGCCCCAAACUUUCUGGAAACCCUGCCCUGAACAUCUCCGCCUCACCGGACAGGAUCCCGUCCCCCUCGUCAUCGGGUCCCGCACCGUGUCUGAGCAGCUUCUUGUCUGAGAUGUCUGGAGUGACCUCUGGCGCAGCUAAUGAGGUGGGAGGUGACGGGUUGAGCAGGCCGCUGCAGAUUAACCUGCCUUUAGAUGGGUCUCUUAGGCCCACACAACCCGGAAGCUUCAGCAGCUACUCCCCCAACUCGGUCGGCUCAGAGUGGGUACCACAAGUGUCUGCUCCCCCUGUGCUCUCCUCCUCACCCACCCAUUCCUCCUUAGGGUACUCAAGCCCCAUCCUCAGCCAGUACAACAGCUCAAAUGGGCAUUUCUACCCUAUGCUGGGCUCGUCAGGGAUCAUCUACCAUCGCGAGGGCACAGAAGUUUGAUGAGACAAUUAAGAGGGGGAAAGUUUGUUUUUAAAAGACACUCAAUGGGAAAGUGUACCUGUCUGGUUACUUGUGUUUUUUAGAGCAGUGAAAGACAAUACACACACACACACACACAAACACACACACACAGAGUAUGUUUGCGCUGACUGCGACAGUUGAGAUCACGACAGCGUGUGACACCGGAGUAAAAAGACUUUGAUUCUCACAGGAACAGCUGAGUCAGCCGCGGCGGAGCAACGAGUGUCACUCCCUGAAACCGCACUCAGCCUCUCUAUCAGAUCCUCAGUCAGCUUUUAUUCAAUCCAGAGGCGCUCUCUAUCAGAUCUGACUCAUUAUUAACAGAUUCCAGAUCUGAUCUGCUGACACCAGGCCAUUCCACACUGUUAUCUGGGAUUCUCUGAUGCUAUCUCACACACAAUGCUCAGGCAGCACAUUUAGAGGAGUAGUUAAAUUACACCAUUGUCUACGACAUGUUGUGUAGUCAGUGGCUUCCCUAGAAAUAUAACAAGGUGAAAUAAAAAUGAGUUCUACUGCUUAGUUCAACUAUCCGAUGAACUAACAGUCUUGUAGUUUGAUAUACGAAUAAGUGUAAAUAUGUUUAUGUGUCGUGUAACGUUAUACAUUUGUAUUGUUGUUUUCUUGGUGUACAAAAUGCAUUGUUGAUGUAUACUGUUCAUUUUGUGUUUUUAUUAUGAAUAAAAUCUUUUAGAGGUCAA